Molecule: messenger RNA, 627 nt
Organism: Guillardia theta CCMP2712
Lineage: Eukaryota; Cryptophyceae; Pyrenomonadales; Geminigeraceae
Exons: 1
Coding region: 1-627 (208 amino acids)
Biological process (GO): tetrahydrofolate interconversion; folic acid-containing compound biosynthetic process
Cellular component (GO): mitochondrion
Molecular function (GO): 5-formyltetrahydrofolate cyclo-ligase activity
Source: RefSeq, a predicted model, not a curated record
AUGUCCAUCGAAGGAAACGUGAAGGAAGAAAAACAGGCGACCCGCAAACAGCUCAGGGCGAAGUUAUCAACUCUGAGUGAUGAUUAUAUACUUCAAUCAAGUCAAAAAGUUGCAAACAUGCUUUUUGAACUACCUCAAUACAAAGAAAGCAAGGGUGUAGCUUGCUUCCUCUCAAUGCCAAAAGAGUUCAACACAAGACCAAUACUCGAAAAAAUAUUCAUGGAUAGUAAGAGCUGCUACCUUCCACGUGUCGAAUCAGUCAGGGACAGCGCGAUGGUGAUGCUCAAGGCUGAGUCUAUUCAAGAUGUUGACUCAUUCCCACCGGGCAAAUGGAACAUCCCAGAACCUCCACGGGAUGGCCCUGCAAGGCUCGAGGCCCUGGAUCCCAACUCCGAUCUUGACUUGGUCAUUGUCCCUGGGCUUGCAUUUGAUCGCAACAAUGGACGAUUGGGUCAGGGGGCCGGUUUCUAUGAUCGGUACUUGUCCAAGGUGAAACAACUUUUUAGCUCUAAGAAGAUCUUCUUGGUUGGGGUCACGCUGGAUGAACUUGUGAUCGAGAAUGUCCCCCGUGAUGACAAUGAUAUGUUGAUGGAUAUAGUCCUUUGGCCCUCCAAACCUAAUUCGUAA